AUGGUCCUUCAAGAGUUGUCGUACUUUACUCUCUACUCAGUAGUCCCCAAUCAUCCUGUAGCUCGACGUGUCUGGUUAGACAUUGAGAAUUUGCAACCCAUCACCAUUUAUUCUGCUGAUCUGGCCAUCUGCACUGACGCAAAGUGCGGUCCACCCUCCACCAUGCCUCUGCAGCCACAUGGCCUGGCAGCUAUUCCCCACUUAAGGGUAAAGCCUGAUCCCGGGCCUACAACUAUCCGGAAGCCAGUUGGAACCCUCCUGCCUCUCCCAACGGCCAGAUCGAAGGGUAUGCAGCUGUCACUGUGGAACCCUAUCGAUAUUGCUACAGCGAUAGUCUGUAAUACCCCUUAUGGAGGCCACGAGGUUUACGAGGGUUGGGAAGUGCUAGUCACUGGGACUGAGGACGGCAUGCAAGUAGAAUCCCUCCUCAACUCGCUGUUUGUGCUGGGUGAUGGAACAGGAUUUUCUUGGAACGACUACGAGACGCAGUUCCGCAGUGGCUGUGUUACUCCCAACGAUCAGCAUCCUGAUUUCAUCGUUGCCGCAUCGUCAACACGCAGCACUGUGGGUGAUUUUCUCUUCAUGCUGGUGCGGCAACGUGACAAACUCUUGAUCAUGCUGGAUGACUUGCAGGCGGUCAGUGAAAGCGCUGUGACGCCGAUGGUGGUGAAGGAUGAGGAGGAGAACUAUGUAGCAACAGUUCUGGACGAUUCUGGAAGGCACACCCUAAGUCGUCUUUGGAUGAUUGAACAAAGUUAA
Messenger RNA from Echinococcus granulosus, 759 nucleotides. RefSeq lists its product as hypothetical. The record is from RefSeq and is a predicted model, not a curated record. Bases 1 to 759 code for a protein of 252 amino acids. NCBI's taxonomy places the organism in Eukaryota, Metazoa, Platyhelminthes, Cestoda, Cyclophyllidea, Taeniidae. The transcript is spliced from 7 exons.